Molecule: messenger RNA, 8002 nt
Organism: Mugil cephalus (flathead mullet)
Lineage: Eukaryota; Metazoa; Chordata; Actinopteri; Mugiliformes; Mugilidae
Gene: slc9a7
Product: solute carrier family 9 member 7
Exons: 17
Coding region: 1854-4016 (720 amino acids)
Biological process (GO): proton transmembrane transport; regulation of pH; sodium ion transport
Cellular component (GO): membrane; recycling endosome
Molecular function (GO): sodium:proton antiporter activity
Source: RefSeq, a predicted model, not a curated record
CUUAAAACUGACUGACACUCAUCGUGUGGAAACCGUUUCGACAUAAACCCUAAAAGAUUGUGUGCUCUUCUGAUUUGUGGUCUGCUUGACAUAAAAAGGUAGUCAGUAUUUGGAGUACUUACAGGAAGUCUGGGGUCAUAGUUAAAAACGGCACAAUGGUGCACAACAACACACAAACAACAUGUAACCAUUCAAACACACGUCAGAUUAGCUUGCAACUUAAGCCACCCGGCUAUACUCUAAUAAUAGAUAAUCCCGCCUCAUGAUGCCUAGUCCUUCCGUACAUCCACCUUUAAUUUGCGCUGCAUGCACCACAAAGGCUCUUUUAUAACAGCAACCAGACUGUUACAGUUAAUUGACAAAUAGUCAAGGCAAAUUAGUACACAAAUGGCAUCACUGUCAGAGUCAGGUUGUUUAAAGUCUCAUGGAGAUUUUAUCAAGCACUCCCUGCCCCCAUCUGUGUGUGACAGUCACACACCUACCAUACAACAACAUGUGAUGCACUGUCUUGAGUGGCAUUCAAAGUGAAGCGUAUUUUCAAAGAACUAUUGCCAAUGUUUUGAAGUGAUUACAGGAGAUUCACCCUCUUCUUAGUGAUGGGAGCAACAAAUACUACAGUGGACUUCCCUGGGAACAUGCAGUAUACAUCUUGGGGAAAAACCAGUGAAAUAUACCAGCACUAACACUUCAGCUGUUGCAUAUGAUGGAACAAGACAUAGCUGGAUUAACCUGUUGGGAGGCCUGGGGCUUUGGAACACCCCCACCCCAUUAUCACUACAUUGACAAAUAGGCUACAACACUUAAUACUUUGUCGUGUAAGCAGUAACCGAGUAUCUGUCUGUUACUUAUUAAGUACUAGUUUAUCCAAGGAUUUGCAACUUGCACAUACAAUAAAUCAUGUAAGGAACCCGCAUUAACUGAAAACAUUUUAGCCACUUGGGGGCAGUGCGACAAUUUAAGGGGUUAAAUCUAUAUUAAGUGGCUGUGGUUAAUAUGUUGUCAGCUUCUGUCUGACACAUAGAAAGAACCAACAUUAGCGAUAAUUUGCAGUCGUUUUUCAAGUUUCUUCGCACAUUUACAUCUAAUAUUUACUUCUGUGUUUGCUGAUUUAGCCUAUACUCACACCCGAGGCAAAUGUCUCUGUUCUCGUGUAGUAGCAGUUUCAGUGGUAGUGGCAGUAUAAGUAUUUAUUGUACGUGUCUUGUCAGCGGAAUAGGACGAGGAGAAAUAGGAUUUCAUACCACUGUGCGCUUUUAUACGAACAGAUGUGUGAGUGACAAUAAACAUGGCUUAAAACCAGUUAAUGGAUUGUGCAUUAAGGUCAUAUUUUUAUACGAGUCUAACAGUACAAAGGCUCAAUAAGCACGAUGUGUUUUUUUUUUUUUUUUUUGUAUUAUGAAAUAUUGAUCGGCGCAGCUUUAUUUGCAAGUAACCUACAUAGGCCAGCACACCCUCCAGCUGUGGACCCCCGACAGCUCUUACACCCAGUACCAAUACGCCACUAUCCAAACAGAAUAUCUGCUUCUACCUUGUGCCGUUUUAAAGUUCACACAAGGCCCGAGUUUCCUGUUUUGAAGAAUACUGAGCUAAAAAGUGCACAAUCAUCAGAAUCCCAGGACAGUGACUCAGUAGCUUGAAAUCAGUGUGGUCUCCUCUCCUACGAGGGCAGCGCAGUUUCAACCCGGAGCGACUUCUUCGCCUUUUUUUUUUUUUUUUUUCUCCAACGCCGUGUACCUUUAAAAGGUUGAACUCGCUGGUCCACGGUUUGCGAGCACUGGGAUUGUUUCUCCACUCGGCUGAGCAGUGUGUAGCCCCCUAGCAGUGACAUGGCAUAAGAGGCAGCAUCCUGCACCAUGGUCGCUCUCCCUCGGUCGAAGCGGAGCGGAGCCCGCGCCGCCUGCGCCGCGCUGGACGCGAUGAUGCCCGUCUGGAUACUACUGAGCUCGGUGUCGGGGCUAAAGGCGGAGGACGACGGCAUGGAAGAACUUGCCACCGAGAAGGAGGCUGAGGAAAGUCACCGACAGGACAGUGUUAAUUUGCUGACAUUCAUCUUGCUGCUGACCUUAACGAUCCUCACCAUAUGGCUCUUCAAGCACAGGCGGGUUCGUUUCCUUCACGAAACCGGGCUGGCAAUGAUUUACGGUUUGCUGGUAGGAGUGAUUCUGCGUUACGGCAUUCCUGCCACCAGCUACCACAACAAGACCCCCCCGAGCUGCUCGCUGAAGGAAGGACCUGCCAGCACCCUGCUGCUUAAUGUCAGCGGCAAGUUCUUUGAGUACACCCUCAAAGGGGAGAUCAACUCCAGAGAGAUUCACAAUGUGGAGCAGAACGACAUGCUGCGAAAGGUGACAUUUGAUCCUGAGGUAUUCUUCAACAUACUGCUCCCUCCGAUUAUUUUCCAUGCCGGGUACAGUCUAAAGAAGAGACACUUCUUCAGGAACCUGGGCUCCAUCAUAACCUAUGCAUUUCUCGGCACUGCCAUCUCAUGUUUUGUUAUCGGCAAUCUGAUGUACGGUGUGGUCAAACUGAUGCAGGCGGUUGGCCAGCUGACCGACAAGUUCUACUACACGGAUUGCCUUUUCUUUGGUGCCAUCAUCUCCGCCACAGACCCAGUGACCGUGCUGGCCAUCUUCAACGAGCUCCACGCCGAUGGGGAUCUCUACGCGCUGCUGUUUGGAGAAAGCGUUAUGAACGACGCGGUGUCCAUUGUGUUAUCCUCGUCUAUUGUUGCCUACCAGCCCAGUGGCGCAAACACUCACAUGUUCGAUGCCUCUGCCUUCUUCAAGUCAGUGGGUGUUUUCCUGGGCAUUUUCAGCGGCUCCUUUGUGAUGGGUGCAGCCACCGGAGUCGUCACGGCGCUCGUCACCAAGUUCACCAAGCUGCACUGCUUCCCGCUGCUGGAGACGGCCCUCUUCUUCCUCAUGUCCUGGAGCACUUUCCUGCUGGCCGAGGCCUGCGGGUUCACAGGCGUCGUGGCUGUGCUGUUUUGCGGCAUCACACAGGCCCACUACACGUACAACAACCUCUCCGAAGAGUCCACGAAACGCACCAAGCAGCUCUUUGAGGUCCUUCACUUCCUGGCUGAGAAUUUCAUCUUUUCCUACAUGGGCUUGGCUCUGUUCACCUUCCAGAAUCACAUUUUCAGCCCCAUCUUCAUCAUUGGAGCCUUUACUGCCAUAUUCAUUGGACGAGCUCUCAACAUUUACCCGCUCUCCUUUCUUCUCAACCUCGGUCGAAGACACAAGAUAAAGGGAAACUUCCAGCACAUGAUGAUGUUUGCAGGUCUGCGCGGGGCGAUGGCGUUCGCCUUGGCCAUCCGGGACACGGCUACAUACGCCCGGCAGAUGAUGUUCACCACCACGCUGCUCAUUGUCUUCUUCACUGUCUGGGUGUUCGGUGGGGGAACCACAGCCAUGCUGUCCUGGCUACACAUCAGAUUUGGGAGAAGAGAAACUUGGCAGAAAGAGCACCGUCAGCACGGAAAGUGGAAGUACUUCAGGGUCGACGUCGAUCAAGAUGAAGAUAUGCAGCCCUCUGGAGACAGCUUCCAGGUCUUACAGGGGGACGGCGCCCAGGCCGAAGGACAAAGUAAAACCAAACAGGAGAGCGCGUGGCUCUUCAGACUGUGGUAUACCUUUGAUCACAAUUACCUCAAGCCCAUUCUGACACACAGCGGCCCGCCUCUCACCUCUACUCUCCCAAGCUAUUGUGGGCCGCUGGCGAGCUGUCUGACCAGUCCCCAGGCGUACGAGAACCACGAGCAGCUCAGAGACCCAGACUCUGACCUCAUCCGCAACGACGCCGACCUGACCUUCACAUUCGGCGACACGGCCAUCACUGCCAACGGGGCCUCCGGCGGCGGGGCGGACGCCGCUGGAGGGUCGGGCUGGAGCGCGAAUGGAAAAAGGAGCGGCAGCACGUCAGAGGAGGCGCUGGAGCGUGAGCUGGACUCCCGCGAGCAGGAGCUGCUGAGCCGAGGCACGCGCCUGGUUUUCCCCAUCGAGGACCACGUCUGAGCACCCUCUGCCCUCUCAUCUUUCUGACCUGACCCCAAGACCACGUCGCCCUCAGCUCUCUCAACAACUUUGCGGGGGAGAGCGCACAGCCCUUCAAAGAUGAGACAGAUAGGAGAUUUGGGAGUAGACAGGAGGGGAUGGCUUAAGAUAAGAUCAACUCUGUGCUCCCUCUGGGGCAGAGAGCAGCAGAGCUCGAGGAGUAUUUUCUCCUCAUUACAGAGAUGAUGAGUGGAUCCUCCAGCAGAUGUGAGUCAUUUAUAACGUCAGGAGAUAAAACUGAUCGUUUCCCCUGGAAACAUUUAUGCAGGACGUGGAAAAAAAAAUAUACAAAUCAAAGAUUUUAACUGCACUUUUAAACAUGUGAUACUGCGUAUGUCGGAGGAAUGAAGGAAAAAGAAGCAGGAAAAAAAAGUCUCUCUUUCUCUCAUCAUGUGAUCCGACCAACUUGUCUUCACAGCACUCUGACAAAACGCUAAGUGGCUCCUUCGCAAUCACGGGCCAUGUGCAAAGCGGUUACUCAGACCAAACGUGAAUACAUUUUAAAGUUCGUCUCAAGCUACCAACAGUCCGGCGCUUGAUGUGUUCGUGUGUUUCCUCCACAGCCGCCACAGCCGGUCACGGGUGAAGAAUGCGAGCGUGUAAAUAGCUACAAUGCUGAGCUUUGUUCCUCUUCAGUGGAGCUGCUUGUUUCAGUGCAUUACGCCCCCAUCGCUGUUACAAUUAGCAUCUUCGUGUCUCGUCUUUCAGCCGAACCCUUUUCUGUGCAAGGUUCUGUUGUUCACAACAAUGGGAUGAAUAAGGAGCGUUUAAUUGUAUUGAUGCUAAUUUCAUUAUUUCUCAUGAGAAAAUGUUUAAGGUUUUAGAAAUAGGCAUGUGAUAAAUGCACUAUGAUAGAGUUUAGGAGGAGCUCACGCACUACAGUAACGAGCAGGCCUCCAUUGUAUUUUUGAAACUCAGUGUUGUCUACUAAUGAAGAAUGUUCGAAAUGAUCCAGACAUAUUUUAAUCGCAGAUUCAUUUGCUCAUAAUUUUCUUGGUUAAGUGUUAGUCUGAUGCGAUACGUCAGAGCCCCAGAUGAUGUUUGUUGAGGCAAACCAAACAGGUUCGCUUAACUAUCUGGAGAACUAGAAGCAUUAGAUGUUUGAUAUUUCAAGUGUCCAACUAACUCACUAUUUCAUUAACCGCUUUGAUUACACAUUUAGGAGGCACAGACAAAGAUAAACUGCAUAUUAACACUAUGACGUGGACUUUAGUUCAAAGACAAGUGAAGCUCAAUAAAACUAUAAAAGAGAUAAGAUAUCAUAAGAUAUUAUCAGGGGAAGUGUUUGCACACAACUUCUCUGACCAGUACUCCUCCUUUUACCUGCAUCAGGAGCCUGUAUAUACAGCCUCUGGGCUGUUUACUCUUUAUAUUAACCUACACACACACACACACACAUACACACACACACACACACACACACACAUACAGUAUAUAUACAUAUAAAAAUGGGCACUAAUUCAUUUAAUGUCCCGAUUUGUGGUUCGAUCCCAUUUCUUGCUUCGAGCCUUGACUCAUUGUAAAGACAAAGCUCUCAUACAUUUCAUUGAAAAACCUCAGAUCAAUCUGAUUUCAUACUUCCCGAUGCACUGUUUGUGUUCUUUGAAGUGAUUAUGGUCAAGCAGUAGUUCCGCAUUUACUGAUUAAUAUCAAGCUCAAUUAUAUCUGUCUGAUAAACAUGAAAGGACAGCCAUGAAGUGGUUAGCUUAGCUUGGCUUAGCUUAGCAUAGCUUAGGACAAAGUCUGGAAGCGGAGAAGACAGCUAGCUUGGUUCUGUCCAAAACUAACGAACUCCACGUACCGUAAAGCCCAGAAAUAGUAGAUGUCAUUUGUAUAAUCUGUUUGAAAAUCAAGACAGGUUUUUUUUUUUUUUUUUUAACUUUCAUCCAAGCCUUACAGCGGGAACUUUUGUUAAAAUGUUUUGUGUAAAAUUAUACUUUUCUUCAAUCUUCAAAGAUUUAUGCGCAGAAGUUUCCCAUAAAGGAGUUUUCAUAUGUGUUCAGCAGGACGUGUGUCUAGUUUUAAGAUCUCAUCCUGGUCCAGAAGGCAACUUAAACCAGGAAAAUCUGCAGCCGGCCUCGCACACGCACAUGAGAGUAGAUUUUUGGUAAUGUCACAUACAUGUUUUUUCCAUGGUCCAUAGUUUUAACCAUUAGCCGGGGCUGAGGUCUUAAAAGUAAAAUAACCUCAUAUUCAUAGAUAGACAAGACACUAUGGACACAAAUUCCCUUGAGGGGGACCUUUACACUUUAAAUUGAACUGAGCAGUGCCAGCCGUCUCCCCAUUUCCUGUACUCGCGCUAAGCUAAUCAGCUGCUGGCUGUGGAGCCUUCUGGGUAAUGGACUGAUGUCAGAGGCAGAUCAAUCUUCUCGAUGGAAAUCAAAACAGUGUCAAAUCAUUUCCUUGGCCUCAUUGUGCAGCUGUAUGACUUCAGUUAUUCAUCUGGCUGCACAUUAACAGUGAUGCUCCAGACUCUUCCUUACAUUACAAGUAACCCGAACACCUUUUACGAUUCUGAAAAUGCAGCUCUUUCACAAGAAAUAGGAACACACAUUGUUCUCUCUGGAAGUCAGUCAGACAAUGUGAACCCACGCAGUUUCUGUUUUGGUUUAUGUCACCCAGAUUCUUACAGUAAAAAUUACAUGUUAAAUAAAAGGUUAAGACUCAAAGGUUAAGACUGCAAUAGACGUUUCAACAAGGAAGUCCUCACCACAAAACUCCGAACCUUUCAGGCUUUGUAUUAGCUGACAUUUUCCUAUUGUAACACUGAGUCCCAUGGUUUACCUUCAGAUUGAUUUGUGUCACUCCACAUAACCAUACGUGUUUAAUUAUUAAUCCUGAAUAAAUUACUCUUUGAUGACCUUCUAGCUGUACUUCCUCACAGUUUGCAAUCGAUGUUUGGGAACCACUCAGCAGCAUGACUGUGAGCAGAUAUAUCUGUCCAUUUGUAUUUAGAGUUUAUCCAACCAGCAACUUAUCAUUAACUUAUUUUAUAGGUUUAUUAAGCUGCACUUCGACUCCGUGCUGGUUAGCGCGCUCCAGGGACAGGGGCGAUGUUUUUCUGUGAAUUCUUUUCCUAUAUUGGGCCGCCUUGUUUUUCAACACAGCUCAACCGCUGCACGUUUUAAACUCACCACACGGCACAUGUUGCCUUUCGUUUCCCCCGUGUCGAUUGCACACGAGAUUGCGUUCGUUCACGAGCAGACAAGGUCGGGUGUGGAGAGUGCGACUGUGACAGCUAAAAUCUUUAGGCUUUAACUUGAGAUGCCACUGCAUGGGUGUUAUGUCUCACCGGGGACCUCCCAGAGGAAAUGAAUCUGCUUAUGUAAGCUGUUGCUUAGCUACAUACGGCAUGGGGGCAUUUAAACUUCAGCUGAAGUGGGAAGUCUGUCUGUCUAACGUCACUGCGUGGUGGAAAAGCUCGUCUGUGUUGCUGAAAUAGCCACUUGUUUUGUCUCAUGAAACAAAAGCUGUUACUUUGCGAUGUUUGAACCAGACUAAACUGUGAUUUUACUUUGUUGCUCAUACCUGCUGAGAAUGCCCCCACAAUCCCCCCGUCCCCGCUGCAUCGGCUCACAGAAGUACGGGGAACGAAAAGGAGCACCACGUCAAGGACGAACUAACCGGAGAGUUGUUUUGAAAGACCUGGGAGCACUUUAUGGACAGCAACAUGGUGGACGACUUAAAUGAUGACUUAAAGGAGCAGAGCUUGGCACCACUCUUGUAUAACCUUCGUAUGAGCUCUCACUCUCUCUCUCUGUCUCUCCAGACCGUCGUGCCGUCAGUUGUUCUUGCCAGCUAUAUUUAAAUGCUCUUUGUACCUGAGAAAUAUGAGAUGUAGCCCACUUGUCAAUGUGUGCACCAGUUGUUUCUAGCAACUGGCUACCGGGCUUUGUCCUCCUCAGUUUGCAUGUCAACAUGUUAAUAAAAAUCAUCAAGAUCUGAAA